Molecule: messenger RNA, 3229 nt
Organism: Fundulus heteroclitus (mummichog)
Lineage: Eukaryota; Metazoa; Chordata; Actinopteri; Cyprinodontiformes; Fundulidae
Gene: taf3
Product: TAF3 RNA polymerase II, TATA box binding protein (TBP)-associated facto
Exons: 7
Coding region: 313-3138 (941 amino acids)
Cellular component (GO): transcription factor TFIID complex
Molecular function (GO): protein heterodimerization activity
Source: RefSeq, a predicted model, not a curated record
AGGAGCUGCACGAUUCGUCUCUCUUCGCUGAGCCAAAGCGUUCGGAUAUCCACAAGCGCACCGAAUUCCCACCGCUGGCCGACAGUCGCCUUUGCGCAUGCGCGGAACAGAUCUCGGGGAUGGGUUUUACCGAUGGAAUCAAGAUGGCGACUCUGGCGAAAGCGCCAAUAUAUCGAGUGAAGUAAAUGUCCGAAACUAACCGAGAUAGCGGGUUUGGCCUCGUCAGCCGGGGCUUCGUCGCACCAUGAUGACCGGCGGCAUGCCUCUGACGCGGAACUGACGGCGCUCUGUUACCGCCGCGAAGCCAGCGAGAUGUGCGAGAACUAUGCCCGCUCGCUGCUGCGUGUUUCGGUGGCGCAGAUCUGCCAGGCUCUCGGCUGGGAUGCGGUGCAGCUCACCGCCUGCGAUCUGCUGUCCGAUGUGCUGCACAGGUACAUCCAGCAGCUGGCCAAGGUGUGCCACCGCUACUCCGAGCUGUACGGCAGGACGGAUCCGGUCCUGGACGACCUGGGCCAGGCCUUCAGGCUGAUGGGGGUCAACCUGAGCGAGCUGGAGGACUACGUCAGCAACCUGGAGCCCGUGGCGUUCACCCACCAGACGCCGCUCUUCCCUGUCAACAAGAACAACGUGCUGCAGUUCCCCCAGCCCGGCGUGAGGGACGCAGAGGAGAGGAAGGAUUACAUCCCAGAGUACAUGCCGCCUCUGGUCUCCCUGCAGGAAGCAGAAGAGGAGGAGGAAGAGGUGCCGCCCGACAUGGGCACCUCGGCCGAGGCCAUGCAGGUGGCCCUGGAGGAGGACGAGGACGAAGCGGACGAAGAGGAGGUGGUCAACGACGAAAACCACCCGCUGAAGCGGCACCUGGACAGUCCCGACGCGGCCCUGGGCAUGAUGCCCACCUCCAAGAGGCCGCGCAUGUACCCCGGCCUCAGCCCGGAGUGGGGGGUGGAGCCCAGGGAGCCGCUCACCUCGCUCAACCCUCAGCGUGUCCCGCCCGGCAUUCUGCCGUCCCACGACAGCCUGGACACGCUGUCCCCUGAGACGCCGUCCGGAGCCCUGCCUCCUUUCAGGCCUCAGCCGGUCCUGCCCAAGCACCCGGACCAGAAGGCGCUCGGCACGCCCGUCCGCAAGCCCAAGGUCUCGUCCCCCGGCAGGCAGCGGACUAAGUCCCCCAAAGGCGCCGUCCCUCUGGCGGUGGCGGGGAGCCCCAUUCAUUCUCCCAAGACAUCCAAGGAGCGGAAGAAGUCGCCGGGCAGGACCAAGAGUCCGAAAAGCCCCAAGAGCCCGAAGACGGGUCCGCUGAAAGCCCCUCCCCCCCAGCUGAAAGCGGAAGGCCUGCACAAGCUGCCGCUGUCGGCUCUGAGCGAGAGGAUGGGGAAGGAGAACGUCCAGCUGCGCGCCGCCGUGGACGACCCGCAGUUCCCCGAGGGAUCCUUCAGGAAAGCCGAGCCCGACAACACCGCCAUCGACGACUCCAUUGCCGCCGUCAUAGCGCGGGCGUGCGCCGAGCACGAGCCCGACCCCUUCGCCUUCUCCUCCGGCUCGGACUCCGACAGCAACGGCUUCUCCAGCCCGAGGAGGCUGACCAUCAUGGAGCCGGCCACGCCCAAAGCGCCCGCCGUGGUCGCCGCCUUCAUGAAGGACACGUCGACGCCGCUCCACCCGCACGCCGGCCUGGGAAACUGGACCCUGGACGACUCCAUCAACGAGGUGGUCCGCAAGGCCAACCAGGGCGGCCCGGCGCCUCCUCUUCCUCCGCCUCCCCCUGCCACGGUUCCCAACCCGGCCGAGUACGUGUCGUCGGGGUCGGCGUCGCCGCCCACACCCGAGCCGCUGCUCAAGGUGUUCGAGGAGAAGAACAAGAUGGUGCCGCCGGCGGAGGUGAAGAAGAAGCUGAAGAAGGAGCUCAAGACCAAGAUGAAGAAGAAGGAGAAGGACAAGCCGAAGGACAAGGACCGGGACAAGGAGAAGAGCAAGCUGAAGGAGAAGAACAAGGAGAAGAACCGGGAGAAGAACAAGGAGUUCUCCAAGGACGCCAAGAUGCCCUGGAAGGAGUUUGGAGCGAAGGACGACGACUUCUUCAUGCCGCGGGACUUCACGCUGCCCGAGGGCUCCAUCAAGAUCAAGUCCAGGGACGGCGAGGCCCCCAAAAAGGAGAAGGAGAAGCACAAAGACAAGAAGAAGGACAAGGAGAAAAGCAAGAAGGACAAAGACAAGAAGGAGAAGAACAAAGAGCGCAACAAGGAGGACAAGCAGAAGCAGUCGGCGCUGUCGAGCUUCGCCCUCAGCGACAUGCCGCCGCUCUUCAGCCCCUCCACCUGCCUGCGCAUGCCCUCCAUGCUGCCCUCCCUGGGCCCCCUCCUCCACGAGAAGGAGGCCAAGAGCAAGGAGAAGGAGAAGAAGAAGGACAAGAAGGAGAAGAAGAAAAAGAAGGACAAGGACAAGGAGCGGGAAAAGGCCAAGGAGAAGGAGAGGGAGAAGGAGGAGAAGCGGAAGGAGAAGGAGCGGGAGAAGGAGAAGCGGGAGAAGGAGAAGGAAAAGGAGAAGAUCCGUCUGGAGAAGGUGAAGAUGGAGCCUCCGGCGGUCCUCCCGUCUCCUGUCAUCCCCCGGCUGACCCUCAGGGUGGGAGCAGGGCAGGACAAAAUCGUCAUCAGCAAAGUGGUGCCCAACUCCGAGCCCAAGGCGGCGGGUUCCAGGGCUCCGGCCGCCAAGUCGGGUCCCGGGAACCGUCCCCGGACGCCCCCUCCCCCGCCGGCGCUGCCCCCCGCAGUGCCGGCUCUGAAGCCCGCCUCCCCGCUGGUGCCGCCCCCCGCUCCCCCGCCGCAGUCUCUGCUCCCUCAGCCCGCCAUGAUGGCCCCCAGCGGCUCCAUCAAGACGCCGGUCCGCAGCGUGGUGACCGAGACCGUCAGCACCUAUGUGAUCCGGGACGAGUGGGGGAACCAGAUCUGGAUUUGCCCCGGGUGUAACAAACCCGACGACGGCAGCCCCAUGAUCGGAUGUGACGACUGUGACGACUGGUACCACUGGCCUUGCGUCGGGAUCAGCGACCCGCCCCCGGAGGACCAGCCGUGGUUCUGCGUAAAAUGUUCCAGUAAGAAGAAGGACAAAAAACACAAGAAGAAGAAACACAAACCCCACUGAGGCUAUGCAAAAAAAUUAAAACACAAACUGUCACGUUUUGGACUCAGCUUAAAGCCAUCGCUGAUCGCUGGUGGCGCCGCUGUAUAGAAAA